This is a messenger RNA of Aspergillus novofumigatus IBT 16806, 1553 nucleotides long. RefSeq names its product 3-deoxy-7-phosphoheptulonate synthase. Gene Ontology annotation, molecular function: 3-deoxy-7-phosphoheptulonate synthase activity. Bases 19 to 1149 code for a protein of 376 amino acids. NCBI's taxonomy places the organism in Eukaryota, Fungi, Ascomycota, Eurotiomycetes, Eurotiales, Aspergillaceae. The record is from RefSeq and is a predicted model, not a curated record. Gene Ontology annotation, cellular component: cytoplasm. Gene Ontology annotation, biological process: aromatic amino acid biosynthetic process. The transcript has 4 exons.
UUUACCCCGCCGCCCGCCAUGUCUUUCUUCAUCGACAACCCUAACGUAGGGAACAAUGACCACCUCGAAGAUUCGCGGAUUCGAGGAUACAACCCCCUCACACCUCCUAACCUCCUGCAACAUGAAAUCGCCAUGACAGAUAAGUCCAGGCAAACAGUACUGCAAGCUCGCCGAGAGGCUGCUUCGAUUGUCCAUGGCACAGAUACCGACAAGCAGCGUUUGCUGGUCGUUAUCGGGCCAUGCUCGAUUCACGACCCCGACAUGGCGCUCGAGUACUGCGAUCGACUUCUGAAAAUGAAGGAGAAAUACAAUGACGAAUUGCUGAUUGUGAUGCGCGCCUACCUCGAGAAGCCCCGCACAACAGUGGGAUGGAAGGGUCUCAUCAACGAUCCCGAUAUCGACAACAGCUUCAAGAUCAACAAGGGUCUGCGCACCUCGCGCCAGCUCUUUGUCGAUUUGACCAACAAGGGCAUGCCCAUCGCCAGUGAGAUGCUGGAUACCAUUUCUCCUCAGUUCCUUGCCGAUUGUCUCUCCGUCGGUGCGGUUGGCGCGCGGACAACCGAGUCGCAGGUCCACCGUGAAUUGGCCUCCGGUCUUUCUUUCCCCGUCGGUUUCAAGAACGGUACCGAUGGCUCGUUAGAUGUUGCCGUGGACGCCAUUGGCUCUGUCAAGCACCCUCACCACUUCCUUUCUGUCACAAAGCCUGGUGUUGCCGCCAUUGUUGGCACCGUGGGCAAUCCCGACUGCUUCGUCAUCCUCCGUGGUGGAAAGAAGGGCCCCAACUACGACGCUCAGAGCAUCGCCGAAGCCAAGGCUAAGUUGUCCUCUCAAGGUCUGCCUCCCCGUCUCAUGGUCGACUGCAGCCAUGGCAACUCGCAGAAGAACCACAAGAAUCAGCCCAAGGUGGCUGCCGUUUUGGCCGAGCAGAUUGCCGCGGGUGAGACCGCCAUUAUGGGUGUCAUGAUCGAAAGCAAUAUCAAUGAGGGUAACCAAAAGGUUCCUCCCGAGGGAAAGGCUGGUCUCAAGUACGGCGUCAGUAUCACAGAUGCUUGCAUCAAUUGGGAGGAUUCGGAAGCUGUCCUCGAAACUCUCGCACAAGCCGUGCGUACCCGGAGAGAAAAGCUCGCUGUCAAUGGCGCUUCUCACUAAAUUUUAUGACCUUCUGCCUAAUUUUCUUUUCUCGUCGGCCCUCAUUGGCCCUUUCAACAAAAGCAUUUGAUAUGUCGAUGCGGGCGAUGCUCGAUGAAAAUAGCGUUGUCCACAAAGUCUGUUUCGGGUUUACAUACUUGAGAUAUUUUAAUUCAAUUGGCGCUAUAUGGCCUUUUUCGUUGUCCCUUCUGAAACACGAUGAACGCUAGCUACCUCAAGAGAGCUUCUGCUUCCGGUCUCGGCUACCUGCCAUUCAAAACUUGAUAGCGUGCAUUAGACCACAGAGGCUCCUGUGGUCAUUCACCUUCAAAUCCUCUACUGGUUAGAGUACAGGAAUGCCAUUGCUCUUGACUUUCUAUCCACUAUCACUGCUGUCACUUCACAGAGGUCAUCUGUACAAAAUG